AUCGUGGCCGCUCGUCGCUCGUGCUGCUCUCAGCAAUUCCCAAGGUGAAAUGUCGCCCCUCGCCUGGAUUUCACCUUCUCUCUUUCCGACACUCUUCUAGUACAGGGUCGUAUGUUACCUAGGCGUCCGCGAGUACAUUGCUCACCAGCUCCGUCGUGCUAGCGUCCCUCUGAGAGCCAUCAGCUGCAAGAUUGGUUCCUCCCAUACAUAUUCAGAAACCAUAGCGCGCCACUGACAUGGCAUCCGUCUGCCACGUCGGCCUCGUACCACAGACGCUCAGCCCACAGCUGAGCACCUCUCAGAGCACCUCCCUUCCCGCUACCUCGCGCAUUCCGUCCCUGCUACCAACCCAUAGACCAUCCCGUGCGCUGCGGAAACACGCGUCGGAAAGUUAUCCCGACGGACGUAAUACGUACGGUAAGCACAAUGGCCAACGGGGCUUGGCUCCAAGCGUGAGGGCGAAAGCCAGCGAAGGGGGAGACGGAGCAGCGCCGGUCGCGGCGGGGGUGGCGGCGGAACUGGCGGUGCCGCGGAGCGCGGAGGCGGCGGUGAAUCAGGGGCUAGAGCUCUACAAGAAGGGGCGCGUGCGGGACGCGCUUUCUCGGUUCGAAAUGGCGCUCGAGAUGAAGCCGUCCGAGGAAGAGGCGCAGGCGGCGCUCUACAACAAGGCGUGCUGCCAUGCCUUCAGAGAGGAGGGCGCGAAGGCGCAGGAGGCGCUGCGCGAGGCGCUGCGGUGCGGGCUGCAGUUCAGCGUCAUCCUCAGCGACCCCGACAUGGCGGCCUUCCGCGCCAUGCCCGAGUUCAGAGCGCUGCAGGAGGAGGCAAGAAAGGGCGGCGAGGAGGUGGGCGGCAAGUUUCGGCGGGACCUGAAGCUGAUAGCGGAGGUGCAGGCGCCGUUCAGAGGCGUGCGGCGGUUCCUGUACGUGGCGCUGGGGAUGGCGGCCGGCAUCGCCACCGUCAUCACCAUCCCCCGCUUCAUCCUGGCCGUCCAAGGCGGGCUGGACGCCCCGGAUCUGCUCACCACUGGGGGCAACCUGGCCGUUGAUCUGGGAGGAGGCGUGGCGAUGGUGGCGCUGUACGUGUGGGAGCAGCGGCGGGAGGAGGAGCAGAUGGGGCGCGUGUCGCGCGACGAGACGCUCUCGCGCCUGCCGCUCAGGCUGCAGACGGGCAAGGUGGUGGAGCUCGUGCAGCUCAGGGGCACCACGAGGCCGGUCAUCCUGUCGGGGCGCAAGGAGGCGGUGCAGCAGGCGAUGAAGCGCGCUGAGGGGUACCGCAAGCAGCUGCAGGAGCGCGGCAUCCUGCUGGUGCCCGUGGUGCAGAGCAAGCAAGGGGGGGCGGUGGACAGCAAGAAGAAGGGCUUCGCUGCUGUCAAGAAACCGGCCGCCACCAUGGAGUCGCUGGAGGAGUUUGAGGAGAAGGCGAGAGAGGCGGCGGCAAAGCGAGUGGCGGAGGCUGACAGGCGACUCAAGGCUGAGGCCGUGUCACCCGGGGAGUGGGACCAGUGGGUGCGGUCGCAGCAGAAGGCGGAGAAGGUGGCGGAGGGCAGCGAUGCGUUCAUCGUGCUGCGCCUGGACGGCCGAGUCAGGAAGUCAGGCACUGGCAUGCCUGACUGGGCUGAUCUUAUCACCGAGCUGCCGCCGCUCGACAGCUUAGUCAGCAAGCUGGAGCGCUGAUUGCCAUCCUGCUUGCCUCUUUUCCAGAACCAGUUAAGUAGGUAGGGUAGGGUCAUAGUCAGCGCUAUAACAGCAAAUCUCUGCUGAUUGCUGGAUCCAAGGUUUUGGGCAGUUGGAUAAAUAUCAGACACAGUAGGCAAGAGCCAGAAA
Closterium sp. NIES-67 is the source of this 1823-nucleotide messenger RNA. The record is from the annotation of a GenBank genome assembly. NCBI's taxonomy places the organism in Eukaryota, Viridiplantae, Streptophyta, Zygnematophyceae, Desmidiales, Closteriaceae.